GCGGGCGGCUCCUCCCCAGCUCCGGCCCGGGACAGGCGCGAUGGCGAGCAGCGACAGCAACCACGCCGUGGAGACCUUCCUCGGCUCCGAGGAGGACGAGGAGGCGCCCCCGGGCCUGGAGACCGAGGAGGAGUCGGAGGGCGAGGAGGACGAGUCGGUCGCGGAGUCCGAGGAGGAGCCGGACGCCAGGUUAUCAGAUGAGGAUGAAGAGGGAAAGACCAAGGAACAGUGUAUCAUCUCGGACCCUUCCUUUUCCAUGGUAACGGUUCAACGGGAAGAUAGUGGAAUCACCUGGGAGACCAAUUCAAGUGGGUCUUCGACUCCAUGGGCCUCAGAAGAGAGUCAGACGUCUGGUGUGUGUAGUCGGGAAGGGUCAACCAUGAAUUCUCCUCCUGGGAAUGUUUCCUUUAUUGUGGAUGAAGUUAAGAAGGGUCGGAAAAGAAAGCCCAAGUCAAAGCAUGGUUCACCAUCGUUGCGGCGGAAAAGCAACAAAAAAAGAAAUUCUUUGGAAUCCCAAGAUGUUCCAGCAGACGAGAAAGGCACUCCUUUAACUUCAGAGAGCCAGGCACUAAACACCCAGAAAGAAAAUUUUUCUACUGGAAUUUAUGAUAGAACAAGAAAAAAGAAGACCACCUCAAAUACGCCUCCUAUCACUGGGGCAAUUUACAAAGAACACAAACCGUUCGUGUUAAGACCAGUCUACAUAGGAACAGUACAGUAUAAAAUUAAGAUGUUUAAUUCCGUUAAAGAGGAAUUAAUUCCUUUGCAAUUUUAUGGGACAUUGCCAAAGGGUUAUGUAAUUAAAGAAAUACAUUAUAGGAAGGGGAAAGAGGCAUCCAUUAGUCUAGAGUCUGAUUUGGACAAUCGUGAUUUUAAUAGAGGCUUUAAAACAAGUAGAUUAGGAGCCCAAAGCACAGGAGAUGAUAAAAUAAAAGAGCCUGCAUCACCCUGGAGAGGUGCACUCUCCUCCAAAGCAUCGAAGUCUCUAACCUCAUUGAGUCAUGAAGAUCAGAAGAAAACUUAUGUUGAUUCUCCCCGGAAGGCCACAUCUGCUGCUGAGCAUACAGUUUCCUCCUUGACGGCUAAUGACACAGCAGUGCAGGAAACUGAGCAUCUCACUUCACAGUCAGUGCCACCACACCCAAGCACAGAAACCAAGCCCAGUGAAAUGGAGCCUACCUCUCUCACCCCGGAUACACCAGCAACGGUGCUCCUGGAAGCAGCCAAGGAAGACCUUGAGUCUGAUUCACAAGAACUGGUAACUGCAGAGCAUGACUCCUUAGUCUCUCCACCUUUGGUGGAAGAGGUGGAGAAGGAAUUCGAGGAUUCUUCCAAUCUUUCUGUUUCCCUGGAGGGGGAGAAUGACAUUCUGGAAGCAGCUUCAUUAGGUCAGGCAGCAUCUGCCCAGGAAGGUUUGAGCCCAGAGAAAAAAGAGAUAGAUGUGACUUCACUAGAAAGGGAAGAAUCAGAGUCUGAACAGCAGACCACUCCUCAUCUUGAUGUCCAAAGAGAAAAGGAGGAAAAUGAGCCAGAACCAGCUGUUUCUCUUUCUGAACCUCCGAUAGUAGAAGAACCACAAAAAGAAGAAAAAGAAGCUUCUCUACCAACAGCUGCUAUCCCUGAACCUACAGAUUCUAAUUUAGUAGAAGAAGAGAUAAAAGAACUUGAUUAUCUGGAAAGUCCAUUUGUUUCUGAGGAGUCCUUCCCACCGCAUAUGGCCCCUGAAGUGGAGCAGAAGGAAGAGGAGCCCAGUCUAGCCACACCAGCUACAUCAACACCUGAACAUGUUAUUUUAUCUGAGGAAGAAAGAGAGGAAAUUGAGUCUGUUUCUACAGACUCUGCUUUUGCAUCAGAGUACUCAGUACCACAGGAUUUGAACUAUGAACUGGAGAAACGAGAACUUGAACCAAUAUCACCUGCUGAUGUAAAAACUGAAUCCGAACGUGAAGUCUUCUCAGAUGAGAAUGAGGAAUUUAAAUCUUAUUCCCCAGCUUCAGCCUCUGUAUCUGAACACUCUCUGUCACCAGUCACAACUGAGAAGCCUUCUGAAUGCCAGUCACCACAGUUCUCAGUAGGGACCUCAGAACACACAGUUCUAUCUGAAGAAGAGGUUUCAGAAAGUGGGAAUUUCACGCCAGAUUCCACAUCUGCAUUGGAAGAGACAGUUCCUUCACUCACAACAAAAGAACCAGUAAAGCAGAUGGUUGACCAGAAGUCCCCAUUAAAAUCAAAAGGUGUUUCUGAGCAUACCAUUUUGUCAGAAGAAGAAAAGGAAGACACUGGAUUAUUUUCCCCAGAGGACAAUGUGGCCUCUGAGUCUAAACCCUCUGUCUCACCAUCCACAACUAAGAAAACUUUGGAAUUCCAGCCUCCCCUUUCCCCCACAGCUAUAGGAGAACACACAAUUGUGUCUGAACAAGAGGCCUCAGAAAGUGGGCAUUACAUGCCUGAUUCAGUACUGACUUCCCAAGGUGCAGUUCCACCAGAUGUAACAUCAGAAUCCCCACAGAAAAUAAUUGAUGUAUCCCCAUUAAAAUCAAAGGGUGAUUUUGUGCACACCAUUCUGUCAGUUGAAGAGAAGGAAGAGAUGGGUCUACAUUCCCCAGAGUUGGGCACUGUGUCAGAACCAUCUCUUCCACCACACAUGGCUGAGAUGACUUCUGAAUGCAAGGCUCCACAAUUUCCUGCCACUCCCUCUGAAACUGUGGGCCUAUCAGAAGAGACAGCAGAAAUGGAGCGAUACACACCCUCCUCCACCUCUGCUUCUGAGUUUUCAAUCCCACCACCAGAAACACAGGAGGAAAUUGAUCAUGGAUCCCCCCUAAAUCUAAAAGGCAUCUCUUCCCCAACAAAUUUCUCAGAAGAAGAACAAGAAGACAUUGGACCCUUUUCUCCAGAUUCAGCAUUUGCAUCAGAAUUCUCAUUCUCACCCUAUGCAAUGAGGGAAACAGAGAAAAGAGAAUUUGAAAAUGAUUCUCCAAUAUGUUUAACAUCACCAUCUGAACACACUAUUUUGUCAGAUGAAGACACAGAAGAAGCUGAUCUUUUUUCUCCGGACUCAUCAUCACAAGUUUCAGUUCCACCAUAUAGAAUCCCAGAGACAAAGGAAAGUAAAAUUGAGCCUGAUUCUUUGUUGUCUGAUAUGUCUACUUCAGCAUAUUCCUACUUCUCAGAAACAGAAAAGGAAGAUAUUAUAUCAACAGCUGCUACACCUGUGCCUGAACAUCUCAAAAUGUCUACAUCUGAAGACUUUAGUCAGUUACAUAAAUCAGAGGAAGCAGAAACUCAGCCUAAUGUGCAAGCUCCCACAGCAUCUGUAUCUGAGUAUCUUGUCUCAGCACAGAAGCAGGGAACUCAAGCGUCUUCAGAACCCAAAACUGAGGAAAUGAUUCUACCAUAUCCAACUAGUGAAUCAGAGAAGGGAGAAAUUAAGGCUAGUUCGUCAGUAGCUGCAACAUCUGUUUCCUUACCUGUACAAGCAUCCAUGGUAGACCAAGAAACCAAAUCUGCAUCUCAGCAUUUGGUUUCACCCGAUUCAGGCCAGACAAAUAAAGAACAAGAACACAAAGCAUCCCUUACUCCAAACACUGCAAAUGAACAGAUGGAUUCAUUCAAAGUUAAAAGUAAGGAAGCAAUUGUGCCCGAUUCUCAAGAAACUAUUGCACAUGUAUCACAAGAUCAAGAAAUAGAGCCUAAGUCUCCAAAUGUUCCGGGUUCUGAGAUGAAAUAUUCAGUUCUUUCUGACUUGGUAGAUGAGCCAAAGGAGGAUGUAAAACCCAAUUUAGUUCCAACUGCGACAUCUGAACUAGAUCAUAGAAUGUUAUUAGAGAAUGAGCCUGAAAUAAAACAACCAUAUUCUCCUCUAAAGGAAACAUCUUCAUCUGGGCCUGAGGCUUUAUCAGCAGAGAAAACAGAAGUAAAACCUGAUUCUGAAAUAACAGUUACACCUGGAGUGCUCCAUUCAGCUUCACUGGGAAUUGAAAAGGAAACUAAACAUGGACCACCUGCACAAGAAUUCUCAGCUUUGUCAGAAGAAAUAAAGAAAGAAGUUGAAUCCAGCUCUUCAGUAACUGCAUCAGCCACUAAGCAAGAUUCCAGUUCAACCGAAUUAGCAAAGGAAGACAUCCCAGCAGAUUCCCUGCUUUCCAGUCCCCGAGAGCAACCGGUAUUAACAAAAGCAGGAAAGAGUGAAUUAGGAAGUGGUUUGUCACCAGUGACAACACCUAUAGAUGAACAUUCAGUCCUGAAAGAAGAAGAGAAAGGAGCAAUUAAAGAUAGUUCUUCUCCCACUGAAACUACUCCCUCCAAACAUUUGGCUUGGUCAGAAGUAGAGAAGGAAAUUAAGUAUGAUUCACCUUCAAGCAUAUCCUCCAAAUUAGAACAUUCUGUCAUACUAGAGGUAGAAACUGAAGAAGUAAAACCUGGGUUGCCAAUAACCAAAACAUUGUCUACUCAGCACUCAGAUGUGCCUAAGGAAGCUAGGGUGGAAAAUGAACAAAGUAUUUCUUUUUCUAACAUCCUUGACUCUGAACAUUUGGUUGUAUCCCAGAAAGAGAAAUAUGUGUCUUCGUCAAAGGCAUCAGAACCUGAACACAAGCUUUCAUUCCAACUAGAAGAUGAGACAAAGGAAAAAGAAACAGAAAUUACUUCCUCAGAGAAUGUGUCACUUGCCCCCAAACAUACAGUUCCUAAAGUUGAAACUGAAGAAAUGGCAAGAUCUUCUCUUGAGUUGGAAAAUCUAAUGUCAGAAGAGGUAGCUCCAGCAUUCCCGACCUUCAGUGAUCAUCAGAAUAAACAGGCAGUGGAGACAGCAGAUGCUACAGAAACACAGAUGAAGGAAGCCCUUCAUUCUCCACAGGGAGUAGAGCCAGAAGGAGAUGUGGCAAGUUAUCCUGAAGAGAGACAACCACAAUGGGGAUCCAUGAAGUUGGGCUUCUCCAACAGCAGUGAUGCUCAGAUAACAGGGCAGCUCAAGCCUGUUCAGUCCCAUGAAGACCAGGCAGAUAAAAUCAGAAAGCAGGUUCUACCAAGUUCUGCUGAAGAAUCUGAUUUCUCAUUACAAGAACCAAAAUCUUUAUUUCGUACUGAAACUAUAGAGACAGAUGAAGUAGAGAAAAACCAGAUUCAUUCUUUGGUGGGAGGUAAAACUCUAUUAUCAGAGAAAGAAAAAUCUGAAUUUUCCAGGUCUCUCAAGGAAGACAGUCAGAAAGAAGUCAAACCUCUUCCUGAGAGAAUUAACCAGAAAUCAGUAUCUGGACCUUCAGUGGAACAAGUCAGAUCAGAAAUGAUGCCCUCUCCUGCUAGAGUGGCCCAUUUCACCAUAGAAGGUGUGAGAUCUACUCUGGACAAUGAAAAAGAAGUAAAUAGGCAGACAUCCGUACCUGGAGAGAAGCCACCAGAAGACUCAAAACUAAUUCUGUCCAAGGUUGUAGAUGAUACUAAUGAGCAAGGGAAAGCAGCACCAGAAGUGAGAAUACCCACUUUGGUAAAAUCCCUCUCCUCAAGCCCGGAUAGUGAAUCCCCUGAAUCACCUGAGAUGACGCAAAAGCUGCCGAAACAAUCAGAAGCAGCUGAGUCAGUCAUCUCUGAGGAAAAGGGAAAGAAAGGAAUUUCAUCUUUUACAUCAUGGAUGUCCAGUUUGUUUUUUGGAUCUAGCACUCCAGAUAACAAAGUUGCUAAAAAAGAUGUAGACACUCAGUCGAGUCCAUCUGUAGAAAAAGUGGGAACUGUGGUAGAUUCUAAAGGUCCAGCUCCGGCUGAUUUUACAGAAAAACCAGCUGCUGAUCACCUAAUGCCAGAGGCAAAACUUAAUGUUGCUGAAGAACCCAGUGGUAUUUCAGUCAAAUCUGAAGAAGGUCAAAACUUGAAAGAAAAACCCACAUUUUUGGCAAAUGUAGAAGUUUCACCACAGUCAAAAUCCAACUUGGAGGAAUCUGGUAAAGAUAAUUGGCAGAAAGAAAUCUUAGAUUCUACAGAAGAAAGGGAUCUAAACUUGACAGUUUCAUCUGCCAAUGGCAAGAAAUAUCAAGAAACUCAAUCUUAUACCCCCAUGAAUGAAAAAUCCAUUAUGGAAGAAGCCAAAAAUGAGAUUCCUAUUCAUGUCACUGAUAGUAAAAAAGUACAGGAGCGAGAAAUUUCUCCAUCUGAAUGGAAUAUUUCUAUUCUAAAGGAAGAGCCAAGAAUUGAUCAAAAAGAAACAUCACCCUUUUCCUUUGAUGUAGAUACGGUGCAAGAGCCAAAAUUAGCUUCAUCUAACUUCACAAGUAAAAAUAUCAUGAGGGAAUCUGUGAAGUCAGAGUCAAUAAUUUCUCCAAUUGAAGAAUCUAAAGGCAGUUUAAUUGAUCUUGGUGAAGACAUACUAAAGAAAGAAAUGCCAAAACCAACUUCCUUGAACAUUUCUGGUGAGGAACUAAAACUCAGCUCUCUUAGCCCAACAGAAGUGAAAGAUCACUUAGAAACCAGAUCAUUUUCCUCAGAAAAGAAGGUACUGGCAGAAAAGCAAGAAACCGUGGGCCCAUUCGACCUUGGACAUAAUAAUGAAAUAGAGAAGGUACAAAUUAUACAUGGAUCUGGCCCCAUUAAAUUGGAAGAAUCAAAAGCUGCUGCUGUGCUGCCGCAAUUCUGUCAAAAUGAAGACCACAAGGAGAGCUACACAAUUAUUGAGGAGGAGAAGAGAGAAGAAAAAGAAAGGCAAUCCCAUGUAUUCCAAGAAGAAAAGAAGCAGCAGGAGAUAGAGCCUUAUUCUGUGACUGGAGCCAAGUUUAAGCCUGAAGAAUCAGCUAUAUCUUUAGAUCAUUCUUUGGGUGAAGCACAACCAUCUUCAUUAGUUAAAGCUGCAUCUGUUACGGAAAAACCAGAAACCACAAUUUUAGAGACUUACCCCCAAAUUAGGGAAACAAAGGCAAUAGAGACUCAACCACAGCUAUUAAAAGAAACUGAAGUUUUGGUGGAGAAAGCCAAGACCUCCUUUCCAGGGGAUCUUCCUUAUCAUGAAGAAAUAGUUGACAGAUCUUUACCUAACAAAGACAACCUGGUAUCGGUAAAGCCAAGCAGAGAUGUGAUGAGUCAUAGUGAAGAAAAGGGAGAGGUCACGGUGUCAGAUUUUACAAAAAGUGGUUUGGUGGAUAUAACAAAAGAAAGUAUGAAGCAAAUGUCUCCAACUAAAGAAUCUGAAAGUAUUUUUGAUUAUUCUUUUGAUAAAACGAAGAGCAUAGAAACACCAUCCCAUUUGGUCUCACCUGUAGAACCACAAAAAUUUGCUUCAGGAGCUUCACCAGAAAUUAGUACAGAGAAGAAACAAGGAAUGCCAUGGUCAGAAAUUACUGUAGAUAAGCAUACAGUCCACACCAUUCAAACUUCUAGGGAUCAAACAUCUGAAGUAUCUAAACAGUCUGUUCUCAUGUCAAAGCACCACUUGGAAGAUGUAGAAAGUGCUCCUGUAAAUGAAUCAUACUCUUCACCAGAGAGGAAUUACACUGAAUUUAUAACAAAUGCAUCAAAAACUGAUGCUGAUAAAAUGGUUUCUACUAAACAAAUAUCUAAAGAGCCCACUGAUAUAUAUGUAAAAGGUGACAAAUUCACAGUGACCAGUAAGCCAGCUGGACUUUCAGAAGAUCAGAAGAGUGCCUUCAGAGUCAUUUCUGAAGGUUGUGAGAUACUGAACAUUCAUGCUCCUGCAUUUAUUUCUUCUGUUGAUCAGGAAGAAAGUGAACAAAUGCAAGAUAAGUUAGAAUAUUUGGAAGAGAAAUCCUCAUUGAAGACAAUUAUGCUCCAUGAUACUAAUGAGACUGCUGCUUGUCAUAAAACAUUAAAGAGUGAGUUAGAUGAUUCUGAUAGAAAAGUUACAUCAUUGAAAGAAAAUAAACCAAGGGAAGCUUAUAACACACAAGAGGAGAUGACCACAGAUUCAGAAACUGGUGACUUAGCCUUUAGCCAGCCUACAAUUCCCAGUGAAGAGGAUUAUUUUGAAAAAUAUACAUUAAUUGAUUAUAACAUCACCCCAGUACAAGAAGAGCAGAAAGAUCCAUGGAAACUAAAUGUUGAAGCAGAACUUUCAAAGGAGGCUACAGAAGAAGCAACGUCUUUUCCAGAAAGUUCAGAGGAAAGUGCCUUAGAACAUGAAUAUGAGUUGGUCAAACUAGAUGAAAGUUUUUAUGGAAUGGAAAAAGACUAUAGCCAAUAUUCUCUUUCAGAGACCCAAAAGUCUCUGGAUAUCCAAACAUCAGCUGACAGAGAUGCUCCAAAGGGCAUAAAUAGAGAUGUGGACUCAAAGUCACCUGGAAUGCCUUUGUUUGCUGAAGAGGAAGGAGUUUUGUCACCAACACAGAUAUUUUCUGCCACUCCUAAACCCAUUAACCCCGAACUCCUGGAAGAACCACCUGCGCUUUCGUUUUUAUACAAGGAUCUAUAUGAAGAAGCAGUUGCAGAGAAAAAGAAGGAAGAGGAGACAACUUCUGAUGGUGACAGUGUGAAUUCGGAGGCAUCAUUUCCUAGCAGAAAUUCUGACACUGAUGAUGGAACAGGACUAUAUUUUGAGAAGUACAUACUCAAAGAUGACAUUCUGCAUGACACAUCUGUAACUCAAAAGGACCAAGGCCAACGUCUUGAAGAAGAAACAGUUGAUAAGGAUGAUUCCUACCAACUGAUACCUGCAGAAGGGGAAGUUGGGGAUAAGUUUGAAACUAUUUCAGGGGAGAAGAGUUUUGGAAAGGACCAGAAAGCACUUUACAGGGAAAGAGAACCAGUGGGCCAUGUGGAGAUCAAGGAAACGACACAUAUGAAAACUCCUGUCACUGAGGAAGUCACAGUGGUUAGCCAGAAGAUAAGCUAUGCAGUUCCAUUUGAAGAUACACAUAAUGUCCUGGAGACAGUAGAUGAAACAAGCAGUCAGGGUAAUGAAGCAGGAAGUGCUAGUCCAGAGGUCAAUCUGAAUGUCCCAGUAGAGGUGUCCUUCUUAGAGGAAGAAUUUGCAAUGGGUGCGACUUGUAUUCAAGAAACUUUGCAAGAAGAAUCAAAACCAAUGAUCCCACCUGAGCCAAGUGAAGCUAGGCCCCGCAAUAGCCCUGUUCAGGAUGAGUAUGAAUUUGCUGAAUCCCUGAGUUAUGAAGUGGUUACUCAAGACAUUUUAUCAGAAGAACGACAUUCAGAGCCCCUGCCUGAAGAUACAUCUCAAGAAAAGGAAUCCUUUGAAUUCAUCAGUGAAAAUGAAUUUGUGAAUCAAGUGGAACAAAGUAUGUCUACUGAACCAAAAGAGUUGGACAGAGAGAAGACAGAACAAGAUCAAGUCUCACCAGAGUUAGUAAUGGAAGAUGAUCAAAAAGAAUCCAAAAAGACCCAGGUUGACACAUACUGCUACACCUGCAAAGGUCUAAUUUCUGCUGCUGACAAGCUUCUUGGCACCCAUAAAGACCACGAGGUUUCAACGCUUGACACAGCUAUAAGUGCUGUAAAGGUUCAGUUAGCAGAAUUUCUAGAAAAUUUACAAGAAAAGUCUUUGAGGAUUGAAGCCUUUGUUACUGAGAUAGAAUCCUUUUUUAACACCGUUGAGGAAAACUGUAGUAAAAAUGAGAAAAGGCUAGAAGAACAGAAUGAAGAAAUGAUGAAGAGAGUUUUGGCACAGUAUGAUGAGAAGGCCCAGAGCUUUGAGGAAGUGAAGAAAAAGAAGAUGGAAUUCUUGCAUGACCAAAUGGUCCAUUUUCUGCAGAGUAUGGAUACUGCCAAAGACACCCUGGAGAGCAUAGUGAGAGAAGCAGAGGAGCUUGACGAGACUGUGUUCCUGACUUCUUUUGAGGAAAUCAAUGAAAGGUUGCUUUCUGCAAUGGAGCGCACGGCUUCUUUAGAGGACAUGCCUGCUGCGUUUUCGCUUUUUGAACAUUAUGAUGACAGCCCGGCAAGGAGUGGCCAGACGUUACAAGUGGCUGUCCCACAGCCUCCAAGGUUAGAGCCUCAGGAGCCCAAUUCUGCCACUAGCACAACGAUUGCUGUUUACUGGAGCGUGAACAAGGAAGAUACCAUUGACUCAUUCCAAGUUUACUGCAUGGAGGAGCCACAAGAUGACCAAGAAAUAAAUGACUUGGUAGAAGAGUACCGAGUGACAGUGAGAGAAAGCUACUGCGUGUUUGAAGACUUGGAGCCUGACCGCUGCUAUCAAGUGUGGGUGAUGGCUGUGAACUUUACCGGGUGUAGCCUGCCCAGUGAAAGGGCCAUUUUCAGAACCGCACCUUCCACCCCGGGGAUCCGGGCCGAGGACUGUACUGUGUGUUGGAAUACAGCCACAGUCCGCUGGCGGCCUGCUAACCCAGAGGCCACGGAAAGCUACACACUGGAGUAUUGCAGACAGAACUCUCCAGAGGGGGAGGGCCUCAGAUCAUUUUCUGGAAUUAAAGGACUGCAGCUGAAAGUUAACCUUCAACCUAAUGAUAAUUACUUUUUCUAUGUGAGAGCCAUAAAUGCAUUUGGGACAAGUGAACAGAGUGAAGCUGUCCUCGUUUCCACCAGAGGCACACGAUUUCUCUUAUUGAGAGAAACAGCUCAUCCUGCUCUGCAGAUUUCUUCAAAUGGGACCGUGAUCAGCUUCGCUGAGAGGAGACGGUUGACGGAAAUCCCAUCUGUGCUGGGUGAGGAGCUGCCUGCUUGUGGCCAGCAUUACUGGGAAACCACAGUCACAGACUGUCCAGCGUAUCGACUUGGCAUCUGCUCCAGCUCGGCUGUGCAGGCCGGUGCCCUGGGACAAGGGGAGACUUCAUGGUACAUGCACUGCUCUCAGCCACAGAGAUACACAUUUUUCUACAGUGGCAUAGUGAGCAACGUUCAUGUGACAGAGCAUCCCAACAGAGUGGGUAUUCUGCUGGACUACAUCAACCAGAGGCUGGUUUUCAUAAAUGCUGAAAGUGGACAGUUACUCUUUAUCAUUAGGCACAGGUUUAAUGAGGGGGUGCACCCUGCCUUUGCCCUGGAGAAACCUGGAAAAUGUACUUUACACCUUGGGAUAGAGCCCCCAGAUUCUGCAAGGCACAAGUGAACAUUGACCUCCUGUUUGCCAGAAUAAUAAUUCAAAUAUUGAAGGGUUUGUGUUUCUUUACCUGGGAUGAUGUACAUCAUUCAAAAUGUCUCCCACACCUUUGCACUAAUGAUAGCUACACUCAGAGUGGUCAGAACAUGAGCAAAACCACCAAGAAGACCAACUCUCAAGAGCAGUAUGAGUAAAGAAGGUGGAGAAAAGAGUCUUCGACUUAUGUUUGUGCUCUUCGUGGAAUUAAAAAAAAAUUAUGCCUGGCUUGGCAAUCAAACAGAGAAAUGGUUUUCCACCUGUUUUAUUAGUAAAGGAAAUCCUCAGUGGACAGGUAUAGAGCAAAGAAAAGAUUAUGCUGUCAACCAUCUCCUCUGACAAGAGAAAGACUUUUUCCACAAGAAAAAUGUCACUUCACUUCACUAAUGGAUGAUGAAUCCUAAUCAUCAGAGAGAGAGAGAGAGAGAGAGAGAGAGUUUAAAACUAUUCUAAACUGAUAAUGAACUCUUUUGUAAUAAUGCAUACUGUAGAACUGGAGUCUCUUUCCCUUGACAUUUCAAAUGUAGAAAAGUGCUAGAUACUAGAAAUUUCCAUUUUGUUAAAUAAAUGGUAGAGUCUAUAAAACAGAGCGUAUUAUGUGACUUUAUUAUUAGUAAUUUACCAGCCAGUUUGGCAUCUCUGGACUGAGAUAAGCUGCAGAGUAGAUAACCAUCACAUUUCAGUGGGUUGUGCUAUGAUAAAUUUUCAUGCGAGAGUUUUACAUGCAUUUGUUUUGAAGUUCAGAUACUUUCAUCCUGUAGUUAUAGUCAUCUGCAAG
Sorex araneus (European shrew) is the source of this 11825-nucleotide messenger RNA. It is a transcript of the gene CMYA5, whose product is annotated as cardiomyopathy associated 5. The record is from RefSeq and is a predicted model, not a curated record. The transcript is spliced from 13 exons. Gene Ontology annotation, molecular function: protein binding. Lineage: Eukaryota; Metazoa; Chordata; Mammalia; Eulipotyphla; Soricidae. The coding region runs from base 41 to 11020 and encodes 3659 amino acids.